GCUUUCCUUCUCUGUGUGCCGGCUGAUGACGUCAAUUCCCGCUCGACAGAUCCCUGGACAUUAUUUACUAUGUCUGCAGUCUCUGGUCAUCUCCUGUACUGUCCGCAGUCUCUGGUCAUCUCCUGUACUGUCCGCAGUCUCUGGUCAUCUCCUGUACUGUGUCCGCAGUCUCUGGUCAUCCCCUGUACUGUGUCCGCAGUCUCUGGUCAUCUCCUGUACUGUGUCCGCAGUCUCUGGUCAUCCCCUGUACUGUGUCCGCAGUUUCUGGUCAUCUCCUGUACUGUGUCCGCAGUCUCUG
Staurois parvus is the source of this 298-nucleotide messenger RNA. NCBI's taxonomy places the organism in Eukaryota, Metazoa, Chordata, Amphibia, Anura, Ranidae. The record is from the annotation of a GenBank genome assembly.